This is a messenger RNA of Amaranthus tricolor (Joseph's coat), 1614 nucleotides long. RefSeq lists its product as uncharacterized. The coding region runs from base 1 to 1614 and encodes 537 amino acids. The transcript has a single exon. The record is from RefSeq and is a predicted model, not a curated record. Lineage: Eukaryota; Viridiplantae; Streptophyta; Magnoliopsida; Caryophyllales; Amaranthaceae.
AUGAAGAACAGCACAAUUUCCGCAUCAAAACGUUACAUUAAGACACAGAAAAAGCAGAAGCAGAGUCCUAAGAGUCCAUUAAUGGUAAAAGAUCUCAACAUUUUAUCUUCUUGUUCUUCUUCCUUUUCUUCUUCUACUUCUACUUCUACUUCUGGCACAACUGUUAACUCCGUUUCCAGUGAAGCUCCAAUGGGUUGUCUCAGAUUCUUUCUUUCUCAUGAUUCUUCUGAUGUUUCUAAAAGUGGUUGCAAUAGGAAACCCAGAUCUUGUAUAUCUGGUAAGAAUCCCAAAUCUACCUCUAAUGUUAAACAUUUGAAGGAGAAUUUGAGUAACAAUGGAAGAAAUGUAGUGAAAAAUCGCAAUAAUUUGCAUAACCUAGAGAAACCCACGAAGAAAAACCCUCCUCCCCCUCCAUGUGUUUACCCAAAAUCCAGUAAGAAACCCAGAUCUAGAUCUAAUCUAUCUGAUGGUUUAAGCAAAUUGUCUGUUGAAAAUACUCCAAAUUCUACUCCUGUAAUUAAACUAGGAAAUGGGUUUCAUUUGGGUAGUCAUGGUAGCUGUAAAAAAACAUGUAAAAUGGUUGAAAAUAACCCAAAAUCUGCUGAUACAAGCAGCCCUAUUCCCCCAAUUCAAGCUUCAGUGUCUCCAGAUAUACAAGGUGGAUCAACUUCAGUAGUGAAAGCAACUCCUACUACUUGUUAUGCUGCUGGUCAUGUUCUUUCUGGUGUUAGUGAUAAGAGAAAAUGUAGGCCUAGGGGAUUACUCACUAUUGGGGAUAAUGACUUGUUUGGAUCCUGUAAAACUAGGGUUUUUAGUAGUAAAGAUGAAAAUUUCAUUGGGAUUCUUAAAAGGUCUAGGGUUUCUCUUGUUCCUUCUCUAGAAGAAGCUUCAAUGCAUUGGAUUCUAUAUCCUUGUGAUGAGAAAAGCACAGAUAUAGAUGAUAAUAAAGAGGAUACAAAUGGGGUUAAAUUGAAUAGCCAUGAUAUUGUAAUGCCUUCUAAAUCAUUUAAUUCACCUUCAUCAAGUCUUGGCUUUUCCUCUGAUUGUGAUGCCACAAGUGUUUCUCAUGGUAGUGAGAGUAUGAGCUCGGAGUUUCGAGCCCAUUUAUGGCCUUCAUUCGAGCAUUUUGUGCGUUGUCCCUCUCCGGCUUUGGUUUAUGUUCAUGAUUAUGAAAGUGAAACUACAUUAGGGUUAGAAGAUUCAGUAGGAAGUGGAAAUGUUAUUCAAACCCCACAAUCAAAUUCAAGUUCUGAAGAUAUUGGAUUAUCCCGUUUGAGUAUAGAUGAGUUAUCUAGACCUUGGUUUGAAUGUGAGCUUAAUUCGGUAGCUGAAGCUCUUACCAGAGUAAGCUUGUCUCCAGAAUGUGAGUUACCUAUGCUGGAUUCACCUAAGACGAGUUUUGAGUUUAAGCCACUGAUUAAACCAGAUAAUUCAAUUGACUUCGCCAGUUUUCGGAAAGCCAUUGAUGAUCAGAUUUCUUAUGGUGUUCCUGAACCUUUGUUUCAUAACUCACCUGAAUCAGAAGUUCAGAUCUCAUGGAGAGAUAUGGAUGACUUAGAUUGUUGCAGGUGCUUCUCUGAUGAAGAAGAUAAUGCCAAUGAUAGCAAUGAAUAA